Molecule: messenger RNA, 1446 nt
Organism: Prunus armeniaca (apricot)
Lineage: Eukaryota; Viridiplantae; Streptophyta; Magnoliopsida; Rosales; Rosaceae
Source: the annotation of a GenBank genome assembly
AUGGCAGCUUUGGUUGCAAUGCCUAGGAUGAGAAUGAAAAUUACAGUUUUCCCAGAUGCUUUUCCUCCAUUUUGUGCCGAUCAUACAGACCGAAGAAAGUCUCAGUCUUCCAUAGAAGAAGGUCUUUUUCAGUCUCUGCGUCUUCAACAAAGGAGACCCAAGACCAAGUACGCGUUCGUUUUGCUCCUUCUCCCACUGGAAAUCUCCAUGUUGGUGGAGCUAGAACUGCGCUAUUCAAUUAUCUCUUUGCCAGGUACGUCCAAUGGAGGGAAAUUUGUUUUGAGAAUUGAAGACACUGAUUUGGAGAGGUCUACUAAAGAAUCUGAGGAGGCUGUGUUAAAUGACCUCUCUUGGCUUGGUCUUGAUUGGGAUGAAGGACCCGGUGUUGAUGGAGAUUAUGGUCCAUACCGGCAAUCAGAAAGAAAUUCUUUGUAUAAGCAAUACGCUGAGAAGCUUUUAGAGUCUGGUUAUGUCUAUCGCUGCUUUUGUUCUAGUGAGGAACUAGAGAAAAUGAAGGAGAUUGCGAAACUAAAACAACUGCCUCCAGUAUACACAGGGAAGUGGGCCAAUGCAACAGACAAGAAGUACAAGAAGAGCUUCAAAGAGGAACUCCUUACACAUAUCGGUUUCGUGUGCCAAAGGAAGGAAGCUUUUACUUUGUAUAGUGUCAUGAAGGUCAGUUGGAACUUGGACACUCUUGGAGAUUUUGUAAUUAUGAGAAGCAAUGGUCAACCAGUGUACAAUUUUUGCGUGACAGUUGAUGAUGCUACCAUGGCUAUCUCACAUGUUAUUAGAGCAGAGGAGCAUUUACCAAAUACUCUAAGGCAAGCAUUAAUAUAUAAGGUGGAUGAAUGGUCAACACUUGAGAGCACUUCCAUCAGAGGAGUUGACAAAGCUAUUGGUGAGCGAUGGAAAAGUACUGGCAUCCUUACAGAGUCAGAGGGUUCAUUUGUUGAAGACGCAGUUCAGUUGCUCAAGGAUGGGAUUGAUUUGACACCAGAUUCAGAUAAAGCACUCUCAAACUUGUUAUCGUACCCUUUACAUGAAACUUUAUCCAGUCUUGAAGCCAGACCAGUCUUAGAGGACAAACUUUCUGAGUUUGCAGCCAGCUUCAUAGCUGCUUAUGACAGUGGUGAACUACUUUCUGCACUCGAAGAAGGCCAUGCUGGUUGGCAGAAAUGGGUGAAGAGCUUUGGCAAAUCACUGAAGCGCAAGGGGAAAUCACUGUUCAUGCCUCUCCGAGUGCUGUUAACAGGAAAGCUUCAUGGCCCGGAUAUAGGGGCUAGCGUGCUUUUACUGCAUAAUGGUGGAAAAUCUGGUAUUAUUGCUCCUCAAGCUGAGUUUGUGACAUUGGAUGAAAGGUUCAGAGUAUUGAGAAAAGUUGACUGGGAAGCAUUAACCAAGAACCAGUCUCAGCUGGAGACUGCCGCCACUGUAUCAACUUGA